Diospyros lotus (date-plum) is the source of this 2576-nucleotide messenger RNA. Its product is annotated as probable polyamine transporter At1g31830. Gene Ontology annotation, cellular component: membrane. Gene Ontology annotation, molecular function: transmembrane transporter activity. The transcript has a single exon. Gene Ontology annotation, biological process: transmembrane transport. NCBI's taxonomy places the organism in Eukaryota, Viridiplantae, Streptophyta, Magnoliopsida, Ericales, Ebenaceae. The record is from RefSeq and is a predicted model, not a curated record. Bases 577 to 2043 code for a protein of 488 amino acids.
UCUCACCCUUCCUAGUUCUUGGAACUCUCCUCUUUUGUCUUAUCGCUCAUCGCUAUCAUUUAGCAUGGCACGUCGCUCUCGGUUUGCCCUUUAAAUGGGCAUUUGUUCUGGCUCUCUCACAAACCCACCCCUGAAUCUUAAGCCCCUCUCAACAUGGAUGUUUAUUCUGUGGGUUGGAGCUGUUAACAAUCCCAAUAGAGUUGGGUUUCUUUAUUGGUCGGUUUGCCCCUCUUUCCCUGUUUGAUUCAAGUUGAUACUGCGGGUUUAUUUUGUUCUUGCCUAGUGAUUUUUCCAUAUAUAAUCAAAUUUCAUACAGUAGACAUCUUUUAUCACUGUCAUGGAUCAGAAGUGCCUUUUUCGGUUUAUUUCAGUUCUGGGAGAUGCUAUUGAACCCACCCAUACUGUUUUUCACUGAACUUUUGCUUAUUUCAACUCUGCAAGAAAAACCCUAGCUGUUAUCUGUGCUAGAAAUUCCUGCGUUUUGAAUCUAUUGAUUGGACUAAAAACUGUUUGAUUCGCGGGUGAGGAUUCAUUCAAAUUUUAUUUGGUUUUUAGAAUUUAAGAAUUUGGUUCUGAAUGGAAAACUUGCAGAACACAGGUAAUAGGCAAUCUUCCAUUGCAAUGGAAGAACCGAAUAGUGAAUCCUAUCUGGGGACUAGUGAAGAUCCUUCUCCUAGGGUUGUUAAUGCUAGGAAAAUUUCAGUACUGCCCCUUGUUUUCCUCAUCUUCUAUGAGGUUUCAGGGGGGCCAUUUGGGAUUGAGGACACUGUCAAUGCAGCUGGCCCUCUUCUAGCCCUUAUUGGGUUCUUGGUUUUCCCAUUCAUAUGGAGUGUGCCGGAGGCCCUAAUUACUGCGGAGAUGGGUACCAUGUUCCCAGAGGACGGUGGCUAUGUGGUUUGGGUUUCAUCUGCAUUGGGGGACUUUUGGGGGUUUCAACAAGGUUGUUUGAAAUGGCUGAGUGGGGUCAUUGACAAUGCUCUUUACCCGGUUUUGUUUCUUGACUACUUGAAAUCAUCCAUCCCGGCAUUAGCCGGUGGUUACCCAAGGGUUCUAGCAACAUUGGGUUUGACUGCUCUCCUCACUCUGAUGAACUAUAGGGGUUUAACCAUUGUGGGGUGGGCUGCUGUUCUGUUGGGAGCUCUCUCACUCCUUCCCUUUGUAGUUAUGGGACUUAUUGCAAUCCCAAAAUUAAGGCCUUCAAGAUGGUUAGUGGUUGAUUUACACAGCGUUGACUGGAAUUUGUAUCUAAACACACUAUUUUGGAAUUUGAACUACUGGGAUUCAAUAAGUACACUAGCAGGAGAGGUGGAAAAUCCGAAGAGGACUCUGCCAAACGCUCUGUUCUAUGCUUUGAUCCUAGUUGUUUGUGGGUAUUUCUUUCCCUUACUCAUUGGUAUAGGAGCUGUACCACUUGACCGUGACUUAUGGACUGACGGGUAUUUCUCAGAUAUAGCAAAGAUGGUGGGUGGAGUAUGGUUGAGAAUUUGGAUUCAAGGUGCUGCUGCAAUGUCAAAUAUGGGGAUGUUUUUGGCUGAAAUGAGCAGCGAUUCUUUUCAACUUCUUGGGAUGGCAGAAAGAGGGAUGCUUCCGGAGUUCUUUGCCAAGAGAUCCCGCUAUGGAACUCCUCUUGUUGGGAUUCUAUUUUCAGCUUCCGGAGUGAUUUUGCUUUCAUGGCUGAGCUUUGAAGAAAUCGUAGCUGCAGAAAACUUCUUAUAUUGUUUUGGAAUGGUGUUGGAGUUCAUAGCAUUUGUAAGGCUCAGAAGGAAAUACCCAGCUGCAUCUCGCCCUUACAAGAUUCCCGUAGGAACAAUUGGAUCCAUUCUAAUGUGCAUUCCUCCAACCAUACUAAUCUGUGUUGUGUUGGCUCUUUCUUCACUCAAAGUGUUUCUCAUAAGCCUCAUUGCUGUUGUUGUUGGACUAGCAAUGCAGCCUUGUCUAAAACACCUAGAAAGAAAGAGAUGGCUCAAGUUCUCCAAAAGUGCCGACCUCCCAGAGCUUCAUGGUGCUGCUCAUGUACUGAAUACCGAAUCCUUAAUUCAGUAAGUAAUCCCGUUCCUCGUCACCUGCAUAGAACUCAAUACUCAAAUCGCGCAAGCUGCCAAUGCAAGAAAUAUCAUCAUCGUCAUUGUGUCUUCAUCCAGCUUUCAGAAAGAUCCCAAUGCAGAACAAGAAGUCUAUGGUACCUUUCGUAUAUGUUGCUUUGUUUAGAUGUUUAUCAAGAGCACAUACUGUUGGUUGUUGGCAAGAAUAGUACUGUUCUCAGCCAUGCUUUCCUUGCAAUUUUGUCAUCAAAUUAUGCCAGAGAAGCAUGAUGAUGUUCAAAAUGCAAGCUGCAGCGGGACAACAAUUCAAGGGAAGCCUCCGCUUUGCAGGCAGAGCUGAGAGCCUUGGAGAGCCAUUAUCAUGCCACAACCAUCGCAUUUGUCACAUACUCAAACCAGAUUACGGAGAAUGCAUCUUAAAACUGUUUGUAAAAAUAAAAUAAAAUGAUAUGGACCUUAUAGAAGAUAGGCAAUGGAUAUAAAUGGAUGAAAAGUUACAAUUUAUGCAGCGGAUCUUAUGUAGUCAAUUUGGUA